GCCUGCGCCUCCAUCUUGCCGUACGGCGCGGACGCCGCGGGCCGGCCCACGUCCCGAGCCGUGUCGCCGCCGCGCUCCCUCCCUCGGGGCGGUCCGCGGGCGGGCGGGCGGCUAGGGCCGGGGCCUGGCUGCGCGGCUGGGCCAAGGCCCGCGAUGGUGAUCUGCUGUGCGGCCGUGAACUGCUCCAACCGGCAGGGAAAGGGCGAGAAGCGCGCCGUCUCCUUCCACAGGUUCCCCCUAAAGGACUCAAAACGUCUAAUCCAAUGGUUAAAAGCUGUUCAGAGGGAUAACUGGACUCCCACUAAGUAUUCAUUUCUCUGUAGUGAGCAUUUCACCAAAGACAGCUUCUCCAAGAGGCUGGAGGACCAGCAUCGCCUGCUGAAGCCCACGGCCGUGCCAUCCAUCUUCCACCUGACCGAGAAGAAGAGGGGGGCUGGAGGCCAUGGCCGCACCCGGAGAAAAGAUGCCAGCAAGGCCACAGGGGGUGUGAGGGGACACUCGAGUGCCGCCACCAGCAGAGGAGCUGCAGGUUGGUCACCGUCCUCGAGUGGAAACCCGAUGGCCAAGCCAGAGUCCCGCAGGUUGAAGCGAGCUGCUCUGCAGGGUGAAGCCGCACCCAGGGCGGCCCAGGAGGCCGCCAGCCAGGAGCAGACCCAGCAAGCUCUGGAACGAACUCCAGGAGAUGGACUGGCCACCACGGUGGCAGGCAGCCAGGGAAAAGCAGAAGCAUCUGCCACAGAUGCUGGCGAUGAGAGCACCACCUCCUCCAUCGAAGGGGGCGUGGCAGAUAAGAGUGGCAUUUCCAUGGAUGACUUUACGCCCCCAGGAUCUGGGGCGUGCAAAUUUAUCGGCUCACUUCAUUCGUACAGUUUCUCCUCCAAGCACACCCGAGAAAGGCCAUCUGUCCCCCGAGAGCCUAUUGACCGCAAGAGGCCGAAGAAAGAUGUGGAACCAAGCUGCAGUGGGAGCAGCCUGGGGCCCGACAAGGGCCUGGCCCAGAGCCCCCCCAGCUCAUCACUUACCGUGACACCGCAGAAGCCUUCCCAGAGCCCCUCUGCCCCUCCUGCCGACGUCACCCCGAAGCCAGCCACGGAAGCUGUGCAGAGCGAGCACAGCGACGCCAGCCCCAUGUCCAUCAACGAGGUCAUCCUGUCGGCGUCAGGGGCCUGCAAGCUCAUCGACUCACUGCACUCCUACUGCUUCUCCUCCCGGCAGAACAAGAGCCAGGUGUGCUGCCUGCGGGAGCAGGUGGAGAAGAAGAACGGCGAGCUGAAGAGCCUGCGGCAGAGGGUCAGCCGCUCCGACAGCCAGGUGCGGAAGCUACAGGAGAAGCUGGAUGAGCUGAGGAGAGUGAGCGUCCCCUACCCGAGUGGCCUGCUGUCGCCCAGCCGCGAGCCCCCCAAGAUGAACCCAGUGGUGGAGCCACUGUCCUGGAUGCUGGGCACCUGGCUGUCGGACCCACCUGGAGCUGGGACCUACCCCACACUGCAGCCCUUCCAGUACCUGGAGGAGGUUCACAUCUCCCACGUGGGCCAGCCCAUGCUGAACUUCUCGCCAGUGCCUGGGCUUCCCAUCCCCAACUUCCCGUCCAGGUUCAACUCCUUCCACCCGGACACGCGCAAGCCGAUGCACAGAGAGUGUGGCUUCAUUCGCCUCAAGCCGGACACCAACAAGGUGGCCUUUGUCAGCGCCCAGAACACAGGUGUGGUGGAAGUGGAGGAGGGUGAGGUGAACGGGCAGGAGCUGUGCAUCGCAUCCCACUCCAUCGCCAGGAUCUCCUUCGCCAAGGAGCCCCACGUAGAGCAGAUUACCCGGAAGUUCAGGCUGAAUUCUGAAGGCAAACUUGAACAGACAGUCUCCAUGGCAACCACUACACAGCCAAUGACUCAGCAUCUUCACGUCACCUACAAGAAGGUGACCCCGUAAACCUAGAGUUCUGGAGCCCUCAGGAGGGCCUGGCUACUGUGUCUCAACGGUUCGGCUCCUCGGCAGACAGUCCCUGCAGCAGAAGUGGGUGUGGCCGUGAGCCUCUGCGGGCUCAAGAGUGUUGUCCAGAUGUUUCUGUACUGGCAUAGAAAAACCAAAUAAAAGGCCUUUAUUUUUAUGGCUGAGGAUUUUGAAUAUUA
Messenger RNA from Pongo pygmaeus (Bornean orangutan), 2126 nucleotides. RefSeq names its product THAP domain containing 4 (gene THAP4). Lineage: Eukaryota; Metazoa; Chordata; Mammalia; Primates; Hominidae. The record is from RefSeq and is a predicted model, not a curated record. The transcript has 6 exons. The coding region runs from base 154 to 1926 and encodes 590 amino acids.